This is a messenger RNA of Neurospora hispaniola, 3480 nucleotides long. RefSeq lists its product as uncharacterized. The transcript has 3 exons. The record is from RefSeq and is a predicted model, not a curated record. The coding region runs from base 1 to 3480 and encodes 1159 amino acids. Lineage: Eukaryota; Fungi; Ascomycota; Sordariomycetes; Sordariales; Sordariaceae.
AUGGCACCGCUGAGGACGGCAAGUGUGCGCCACAGGCCAAGUGUAAGGUUGAGAAGUCGGCGACUGUCGUCGGUUAGAGACAACCACCCUGAUCCGGUGGGCGUCCGUUAUGAACAGACAAAACAGGCACAACCGCCCAUUCUGCUCCCGCCACUACCUCCUCGUUGCGUCUCGAUUCGUCCGCGCGCCUCGACCACUCCCACUGUUGCUGUCUGCCCAGCAAUCCCGCCACCGCCGGAAGACCACCCGCUCUUUCGACUAGAGCCUCAUCUCCGUCCCGACCCACCGGCCGUCAGCAUCGUGGGCGACGUCGAGUCAAAGAGGGAUUCGUGCGCGCCGACCUUAUCGUCUAUCACGCUACGGGGCGAUAGCGAGCGCGACGGCAUUUUGCCUGAUUCAAAGAGCAUUGAGAAGGCGUUGGAUAGCCCCUGCUCAGAAUUUGCGACUGACGUCAAAGAAAGUGAUGACGACGACAAGGGCGUGCACAAGCCGGAAAUAGAAACAUCAGGGAUCGUCGCGGCCGAGCUGUGCAUUCCUUUAGCAACCGCAAGAGCUUUGGCGCUAUCGCCGGCGCCGGCGACAUUACGGUCAUUGAUAAGAGCGUCAAGAUCGAUAGCUGGCACGACGACAUUCAGCAUCCGGGCCAGUGUCCGGUCGAAGUCGAUGAUGGAGACAAGCAGGAUCAGAAGGCGGAAAAGGGCCCUUGGAUCGGUUGGCGGAGAGGACGACAGGGACCAGGUUGCAUUUCCCGAAGCGGAUGGAUCCUCCAGGGAGUCGACGGCCUCAUCUAGCACGUUCCCCCCCGGCAGUACCCCUUACGCUAGAGCGUCUGCCAGUGCUUCUACCGCCGCCAUGCGGGGCUCGCUUGGUUCAUCCAAAUCACCCAAGACGCUGCAAAGUCCCCCACGCCCGCAGCACGGUAGCGCAGGUGGCUCAUCAACCGGCAACUCCUUGGCCGUCACCGUCGGCGCUAGCAGGCCGGGCAAGGGGCCAGACACCAGCCAGCCCUCCCAGGCUCUGGGCAUUGCUUCCACUGGUUCUUUUAGUUCCCCUGCCCCAACCAGUCUUGGAGCUGACAAUGUCCACGGCCCCUUCAGUCCAAUUAACACGCUCAUCUCCCAGGACCGUCUUGCAGUCGACUUUGGCAACUUGUACUUUUCAAGCCGCGGCAGUAUCAUGUUUGGCGGGCAGGCUCCGGUCGACAACAGCACGCAACGAGACGACGAGCUGGCAGACGCAGCAGCACAGGGAACCGACGGCCCUACUCCUCCUACACCUACCAGCACGGCGCAUGCAGCAGCAGCAGCAGCAGCAGAAGCAGCAACACCAACCACACCAUCACCACCACCACCACCAACAGAACCUCUACUAGCAGCAGCAGAAGCAGCAGCAGCAGCAGACUUGGACCACCACCAUGAGACGGACAACCAAGGGGAAAGGGAGACAGAGACAGCCAGCUCCAAAUCAUCGCGCCUCAGUGACGCCUCGGGGCUAACACGCCCAUCCAUCGCCAUCAAUGAAGACCCGACGUCGCCCUCCGCCCCGCUGCCCAGUAUCCGCGUUAUGCCCAUGGACGUAGAGAGGGAAUCACAAAAGGUGAGAUCGCUCUAUGAAUCCAGCGAUGGUUGGCUAGAUGGCGGGCGGCGCGUCUCGUUCGCUGGCGAUAUUCCGCCUCUACCCUCAGAGGGAGACCCAUCAGAUGUUGUAGACCCUCCCCGAUUACAUGUUCUGUCCUCGAGCGACUGGGCCGCGAGCCACAUUGCGCCAACACCGCCCACAGCACCCUGGGUCAGUUCUUCGUCGCUACGGGAUGAUGCUGCCAGCUAUCACCGGCCUGGUGCUAGGAGAUGGGGCGAGCACGAACGCGCCGGCGGGCUAGAAGAUUGGGAGAAUCUGGAUGGAGUUGAAGUUGACCGCUAUGGCUUCAUCAAGGAGAGGCCAGCAAGGCGAGAAACCAGCUACAGGCCAGAGACGAGCAGGACAGUCAGGCCAGGAUCCAGGUCAAGACACUUCUCACCUAGGAGAAGAAACGUGUUGACGAAACGGCCCGGUUCGGCUUAUUCCUCGUCACCCCUCGGUCAAGGCCUUGUUGGAGGCCCGCCGAGCAGAAAGGUGUCCGCGCGAUCCCUACACACUUUUGACUCGGCAUAUUCAAACGCAUCCCGAAGAUCUACACGAUCGUCUUUCCGGUCCAUCGCCAAUCACCUACCACCCAACCGGGACCGGCGAUGGAUGGACGAGGCUGGGGAUAUGCUAGCGUUUCCGGCGGGGGGGUUGACCGACAUCCUGGAAUACGCAGCUAAGAUGACGGGCAAGAAAAGCACCGAAGCCCUGAAGAAGAAAGAGUUGGAACGGUCCGAAAAGUGGAGGAAAAUGGCAAAGGUCAUUCAGAGAUUCCCGCUGGAAGACGGCGGUGAGGGCCAAGCCCGCCGCGAAAGUCAAGGCCAAGGUCAAGGUCAAGGCCAAGGCAUGAACUUUGAGUUCGACACGAAGAACCCCAAGCUUAUCGAGCGCACUUGGAAAGGAAUUCCAGAUUGCUGGCGCUCCGCAGCUUGGUUCUCCUUCCUCGCAACAAGUGCAAAGAAUGCCAAUAGUCCCGAAACUGAUGGGGUGCUAAUCACAGCGUUUCAGAGAUUGCAGGACAUCAGUUCACCCGACGACGUGCAGAUUGAUCUCGACGUUCCCAGGACGGUCAAUGGUCACAUCAUGUUCCGGAAGCGAUACCGUGGGGGCCAGCGUCUACUGUUCCGCGUUCUACACGCCAUUUCAUUAUAUUUCCCCGAUACCGGCUAUGUCCAAGGAAUGGCUCCUCUAGCAGCCACGUUGCUAUGCUACUAUGACGAGGAGAGGUGUUUUAUCAUGAUGGUUCGCCUUUGGAGGUAUCGUGGGCUUUCGAGGCUGUAUUCGCCAAAUUUCGAAGGGCUCCUUUCCACCCUGGACGACUUUGAGAAACAUUGGCUUGCGGGAAAGGACGUUGCUUCCAAACUUACUGAAUUAGCCAUUGAUCCGACGGCAUAUGGGACAAGGUGGUAUCUUACACUAUUCAACCUGUCAAUACCAUUUGCUGCUCAGCUCCGUGUCUGGGAUAUCUUUAUGCUCCUGGGAGAAUGCCCGCCUGAAGGGGAAUUGGGCCCUCAGGUUUCCGCAAGAGACUCCGGAGAGGUGACACCACACUUACAACACGCCGAUACUCAGCAAACAUCCAAGACUAAUAAGGAGAAAAGCUUCCUGGCAAAGUUGAGCGAGCGUAGGAGUAAACGACAUCUAAACCAAACAGCUGCAGAAGUGCCGCGAGGUCUUGAUAUCCUCCACGCUACGAGUGCUGCGCUGAUUCACGCCAUGAGGGACGUGUUGCUGGAUGCGGAUUUCGAAAACGCAAUGAAAACACUUACAUCGUGGAUACCAGUUAAGGAUGAGGACCUACUAAUGAAGGUAGCACGAACAGAGUGGAGGGCACAUCAGAAAAAAAGGGACAGAUGA